Molecule: messenger RNA, 8824 nt
Organism: Amoebophrya sp. A25
Lineage: Eukaryota; Dinophyceae; Syndiniales; Amoebophryaceae
Source: the annotation of a GenBank genome assembly
UGAUGAGUAGUCGUUCUAGUGGUCGUGCUGAUGAUAAUAACUUAAUAAUCUACCCAGUCAUGGGGUACGUACAGUUGUGGGAAAAGGGGAUUGUACGGUUGCAGGGAGAUGGGGUUACCUUGUUCUUUUUCACCUUGUCGUGUCGUCAGUUGUGGCGCUGUUCCUUAUGCUGACACAAAGAUGAUCACUACUUACCCAAGAACGUGCAAAAAAUCCUCUUACGCCUUGAACGAAGAUGUACCCAACCUUUUUACGCCUUGAAAACAUGAUGUGUUACCCACACAGUGACAGACAAAUCGCAAUUGAUGUGACCUCACACAGUGAUAGACGUAUCGCAGACGUAUCGCAAUUUGUGUCUUGAUAUUUGAUCGUUUGACGGUCGCGUGCUAAGCAAAACCGCGUGUUUAAAAGAAGAGGACACCAGUUGUCUAGUUACACGUGCUUGUUUUGUGGCAAGACCGCAAUAGCGAGGAAGAAAAGCACAACCUUCGUUUUGAGUGAAUCCGAGUAUCUGACGAUUGCAAAUGCAAAAAACAUGAAAUCAUAGGAUGCUUCGUGGAAAUACAAGCGAAGAAGAGAUUAGAGGAAGAGAGAGAGAGAGAGGGAGUGACUUCGGUCGAGCGGUUGUUGUUUCGUCAUGGUCGCAAUGAAUUCGUUUGAGAGAGAAAGCCAUAAUUUUCUUCCCACAAGACCCUCCUUUGACCUCCUUCCGAAAGCAUCUUUGUCGUCCCCGAUCGACCGUAUCACUAACUCCUAUGUAGUCUUCUUUCUAACUUUCUUGAUAUAUAAAUAUGGAAAAUUCAUUGUACAUCUUGUUCAUCCUAUCGUCCCACACUGCAACAACUUCUUAGCAGGUUCGUUUAGUGGAUAUCAAUUGAUCAAUUGUGAGGUCUAGAUUAAGAUUUCUUGUUUGUGGGAUACAAAAUUUGACCAUGGAUUCCACGCUAGCGAAGUCGGCGUCGACGCCGUCGCUGGCGGGAGCCACGACUAGGCUGCCGAAGCUCAACGUGAACGCGAUUCCAAACCUUCCGGGGACACAGAUCACUGACCGUCUGUCCAAGAGGCAUUUCCCGAGACAAAAUACGUGGUCCAUCAUCGGAGGAUGUCGGGUGGAGCGACCAAGAGCAGAGUACUUAUAUUAACCAUGGGCUUUGUUCUGGUGCUGAUUCUAAGUACCUGCAUUUUCAACAUUGAUUUUCAUUUCGCAUUUUGCUCGUCCUUUCAGUUACUUACUCACUCAUGCACUCCACUAACUAAUUCACCCACCCACCCACUCAAUUCAGGAAAACCGAGAGCCGCUCUCGCUUCUGCAAAGCACCCCGAUCGACAUCGGUGUACCGACAGGGGUCUCUUCCCUCCUCCACGACAAGAGACGUCUUCGCAGGAAAUGGCGUUCCCCUUGCAGACUCGGUCGAACUCCCCGCAUGGGAAGUCCUUGACAAGCACGUGUUACGAUUCUACGGCUACGGCAAAGAGGAGAUUGGUAUUAUGAGAACAAUAGAUACUAUUCACGAUCAAGAAGUAGCUAAGUGGAAUCUUUCCCGAACCAAAAACAUUAAUAGAUGACGAGGUUGAAUCAUGACAGCGACACGCACAUGACAAACCAAGAACACAGAGAAAGAUCUUCUAUCUACGAAGCAGCACAUAAAGAAAAUUUACCGGUUUAAAUUUUCCUUCGACUCUAUUCCCUUCAAACAGUCGCUAUCCUCAAUCACCACCAGCUGAGACGAACUUGGAGAACUAUCGCGUAAAGAAGUACAAAUUCUUGUACUAUUUGGAAGAUGAUACAGUGCAGAUCUCUAUGCCAGAACCCGAUAAUAGUGGAUGCGGCGUUUUCUCCGCUUUGGGAGGACAGGGAGAUAAGGGUAUUUUUGAAUUUUGUAUAGCCAGCUAUUUUGUACUCUAAAACUGAAAAUAACCGAGUAAGUGACUGAAAUAAGGGAGGUAGGUAGCUUUGACAGGGCUACUCUUCCUUGUUCAGGCUUAACUGUGCUUAUUUCAAGUACUUAAAUAGCUGGCUGUUUUACUUCAGUUCUGUUGAUAGCUCCUGUAGUACUUGCCUUUGUAGUAGUAUAGCAACGUGACGUUCCUAUUACGUCUUCACAUCAACUCUGACAAGAAAUCAUGUUGAUAUUAUUUCUGUCUGAGAAUAUAGAUAAUGCAUUUCUUUCCUAAAUCCUCCAGGUCUAUCCUCCAACAUGUUGAAGCGAGGGAAGUUGAUGAAAGCAGAUGGCAGUGGCUACGUGUCUCCAGCGGACUUCCGUAUUGGCGAAGAUUUCUCCUUCCUCGGACGCAAAGUCCGAAUAUACAACUGCGAUAAGUUCACAGAGUACUAACUAUUGAAUACUUAUACAAAAAUUGCGACAAGUUGUUCACAGAGUACAACUACUUUUGACUUAUCUGAAUGUUGAUGUACAACUGCGGGAGAUUUACUUGAUCAUCUGGACAUGAUUUGGAUUUGAUGCAGGUCAUGACUUGGACAUCACAGGAUAAAGGUACUACUUUAAGUCGCCUAUUGUUGAGAAUCAAUAAUAUUCAAAAUGGCUCUAUUUUAUUGCAGGGAGUAUUACGAGCGUUUGGGCAUGGCACAGAAUAUGGGAGCAGCUGAUAUGGGAGCAGCAGAAGCCGACGCAUUCGCAGAGACUCUCGCCAAGAAAAAUGUCGUCCCGAAAAAGCCGGAAAGAACGAACGAGAAGCUCUACUACGAGAACAUGCUCAACGGCGGGCACGUACUAUUCUUGAGUUUAUUUUGCCAGCAUGAACUCUCCUCAGGCUUCCCCAAUAAAAGAUGAGAACUUCCCCAGCAUUAUGAGAACUUCCCCAAUAAAAGAUGACUUCUCCAGAUGACUCAAAUCCAUCUCUUCGGAGCAACAAGAAUAUGUAGUAAACUGAAAUGAAUCUGCUCUCCAGAUUAACGAGAACUUCUUCCCCAAUGCACCAAAUAAAUAAACUAGAAUUGAUAACUUGCACACCCGUAGACACAUAGUUUACUGGGUAUAUCAUCAUCAUCAACUCAAACUUCCCCAAUGCACCAAAUAAAUAAACUAGAAUUGAUAACUUGCACACCCGUAGACACAUAGUUUACUGGGUAUAUCAUCAUCAUCAACUCAAACUUCCCCAAUGCACCAAAUAAACUAAAAUUAAUAACUCAAAUCCGUCCCUUCAUCAGAUCAACAAGAAUAUGCAACAGUUCAUGGAGAAGGAUAGGAAAGUCUGCCGCUUCUAUGCGAUUGUGGAUGACCUACUCACACCCCAAUACGAACGGCGUCCGUUUAUCAUCAUGUAUUUUCUGGCAGACGAUACCAUCCAGAUCAGGGAGCAAUACCCGCUCAACUCUGGUACUUACGACCACUUAAGAAUGGGCCACUAGGACGACUUAAGAUCAUUUUUAUUUACGCCUACUCUAUUUGGUUGAAGACAUAGAGAGAUUAAACAUCGAUAGUAGAACAAGAGUGAGAGUAUCACUUCCUUACAAAAUAAUAGGUCGCGACGGGUUCCCGAUCCUCUGCAAGCGUAUGCGAAUGCCCAAAGGAAAGAUGUCCCUUCGCGGACCCAUGGACUCUGCGUACUGUUUUCUUUUCUGUACAUUUACUUCAAAUACAGGGUUAGUACGGCUGUACGUUGAUUCAUUUAUACGGAGGUUGUCCCAUUGUAAUUAUCAUGGGAUGCAACAAUGUUUUAUUGAUAGUCGAAAACUACGCCGUUUUUGUUAAACAUUCUACUUUUCACUGUAGAGAAAGUGGUCGUUACUUAGACCACAAGGGACAGUGGUCGUUACUUGGUUUACUUACACCACUAGAGAAAGUGCUCGUAUUGCAUUAGUAGUGUCUAAACAUGAUUGAACAUUCUUUCUCGAGUCCUAGUGUCUUCACUUACAGUUACUCACAAUUCUUUGCUCCGCUCGCACAGAUACCAAGACGACGAGUACGUAAAUAUUGCCGAUUUUUCAAUCGGUCAGCGGUUGGAAAUGUAUAAUAUGAGCUUCUUCCUCUACGAUGCGGAUGGCUUCACCAGAGAAUACUUCGCAAAGGAUAUGCCACAACCUUUGUUAUGGUUCCCGUUUAUCCAUCUUUGUUUUACUUUUUCAGCGUGAUAUUUUACUUUGGCAGUAUCUUUUCUUUUGCUUUGGCUCUUAUCCAUCUUUUACUUUGGUAGUAUCCUUUUGUAGUUCUAAUAGAAGAAUUCUCACGAUCUCUUUGGUACUUAGCCUCCUUUUGUAGUUCCCAUAGACGAAUACAAGGCAUAAGGUACCGGGAUGAAGGGGUCAAGAUGAAUCCAAGCCCACUCUAAAUUUGGCCGAAAAGAUCGACGUCAGGCUUCCGGAGAAGGAUGUGCCGCGUGCUGUGACGCCACCGUACUGAUCUCAUUUGCAGAUCGUUGGACUUAGAAGUUGUUUGAAGAUGGUGAGAUCCUUGUAGUUUUUUGUUUUUGUGAUUGGUUGCUGUAUUUGUAGGUAGUUUAGACUUGAGUAGCCAUAAUUUUGGUUCGUCGCCUGAGAUGAUGGACACUGAAGACCGCGGAGUAGUAGGAAAAUUACUUUUUGCUUUCAAUUUCAUCCAACUGCAGAUACACUGGCUACGGUAGCUGGGACGAUAGUAUGGCAAGUGUUAUUUCUUUGAUCCCGAAGAAGCCGCGAAAGGAUCUGGCCAAGCUCUUCUUCAAUGAAGGCAAGACUCUCCGGUUCUCUGCCAAAUUUAGCGGCGAGGUGAACGAGGAAGACACCAUGCGACGGUUCUUGAUGACCUACAACCUCUUCGAUGAUACAAUUUAAGGCUACUUGUGACAGAGGUAGAUUCUUUCCCGGCGUUUUCAUAGUCGUGAAUCAAUGCUCACCUCCUUGAGGCGAGUCGCAGCUCCUAUCCUAUCCUAUCCUAAAAAGCAUCCUCCAUUGUGGUCCUUUCCCCAACAGAAUCUUGGUCUUCCUGUUCAUUGUGGAAGAAACGACAGGCGCACGAAGAUGCUCUACAAAAAUACAGACGUCCUCACAUAUGCAGACGUCCAUCAAAAGGUCGGGUAUAUCAUCAUUUCGUCUAGCUCAGCUCCUCUAAACCAAGCAGAUCCACGAGCCACCGCAGCGCAACCUCGGUAUUGUUACUGGUCGAUUCUUGGAGAAAGCAGUGCAUUUGAACCAAUUAACCGGCAAACUCUUCCGUCCAGACGACUUCCUACCGGGAAAGGAAAUGAAGGUGCUUCAUUUCUUGAUGAUAUUGAUAGAGAUGCAUUUACUACUGAACCUUGAACCUUGCAUUUACUACUUUUUGAUUGAGAAUCUGUAUAAUUUCAGAAGAUCAUCUUUCACUACUUAUUAACUUUAUUGAUUGUUGACACUUCUAAUCUGUAUACUUAUGUUGAUUGAGAAGAUUGUCUGUUAUGUAGUGUCUAUCAGCUUUAUGAUAGAAGCAACUUUUUCGGCAAAUGAAGUUGCUCAUCUGAAUGUUGACCCAUACGUUGACGAUUUUUUUUUUCGAAGAGGUGAUGUCGCACCAAUUCCUGAUGUUGAAUGAAACCUAGUCCAACUACAGGUGAUGUCGCAUCAAUUCCUUAUGUUGGAUAUGGACGAAUACACGCGAAACUAUUUCAAGUCGCUGGAGAACGGAGAAGAAAUUUACCGCAGCAACGUAAAUCUCAACAGCGUCCUGCGACAGCUUCGCGAGCAAAUGACAAACCAGUUCCCACAGGUACUUCAAAAAUAGCUUUAGGUAGACCCUAUUCAUUCACUCGGUUGGGAUGACUUUCCUUUUUGCUAUCGUGACGGCGAGGUCGACGCAUCUUGUCCUAUAUUGUCCUAUCCAUUCUUUUCAUAUCCUAUCGUAUCCUACAAAUUCCUGACCUCAGGUCCGCGAUGUCUUCCGACGUUUCGACGCCGAUCGCAACGGCGUACUGUGCUAUCAUGAGAUGGAGCGUGCGCUUCAGAAGUUUGGAUUCAUCGUACUACAAUCUUAUUUUUCAUCUUUGUAAUUUUAUGGCAUUUCAUCUUGAUAUUCUAAGGUUUGCAUGCUUAUUUCAAGAGCUCCAGUUGGAUCCCUUCCUAGGAUCCGUAGAUUGUUGAUGGUUUGAUUGGAUAAGGUUAGUUCUUUGUCCCAAUCAUUCUCCUGAAAAAUUUACAACAGCUAUCGCCAGAGGAAACGCUAUGCGUGAUGAAGCACUUUGAUGAACAGGGAACAGGACAGAUCGAUUAUCAACAAUUCUGCGAUAAAGUUUUGGACCCCGACUUCCACGGAGGGAAUCUUAUGGCGGUAAUCCCCAGACUACUUGUUUUGAUAUCUGAUGAAACCUUAUGUUAGAACUCUGCGUUAUACUGAAGAUAUUAGUACUCUGCGUUUUGACUGAAGAUACUGUUGUCUCUCCUCCUUGAAAACAAAUAUUUGAUGUACACACCACAUAGGACACAAAAACUCAAAAAAUGUCGCUUCCCGUCUCUUCUCUGUCGAAGCCGCUCCGGAUCGUUGUUGCAGAAGUGAAAAAAUGUCAUCUGUUGUUCUAGAGGAAUGCAAUUCUUUUUUGUCUGAGGUUCCGCGGACAGAACGACACUGUCCAUCCAACUAAUAGAAACCGGAAUUAUCUAAUGUAGAUCCUUCAAUCCCGACAACACUGCAAACAACUAUAAUAGAAGCCGGAAUUAUCUAAUGUAGGUCAUUCAAUCCUCACAUCAACACUGCAAACAACUGAUAGAAACCGGAGUUGGAGAUCAACGCUGGCGAGCUGGCUUCGUAUGCGGACGUCGCUGCGCAGAGAACGGUCGAACGUGCAGAGACGGAGAAGGUGCGCCGCGCCGUAAGGACGAUUGGCGACAUCUUUUUUACACGAGCAGAUAUGCGAAAGAGAUUGCUAGCAGAAUGGACCGAAAUGUCCCAAGCGCCACACAAGACCUGGGAUCAGAUCCGUCUCGGAUUCUUGAAACUCGGGUACUAUUUAGUAUAUGAGCUUCAUAAAUAGUACUUACUAUGAGUACUACAUAGAAACUCGGAUUCAUGAAACUCGGUUGAUAUGAUUUUCAUAAAUACUUACUAUGAGUUCCUUCGGGUACUAUAUUAGUUUUUACCUCUUCUAGAGUUUAGCCCUUACAACAAUAUACUAUGAUUUUCAUAAACUUACGCUUUCGCUUUAGGUUUAGCUCUGUAUAUCUUUUCCUUUUCUUCACUUACAAGAUGAUGUGGCAGCAACAUGAUUUAUAUCUCACUUUUUUUAACAUCAUUCUAUAAAAAACCUCACCAAGAAAUCUAGGCUUAUCCCCAUUUUAAUGAGCUGUGCUGCAAAUCUUGAUUGGCUUCUUCCCUUUAUAUAGGGUCGAGGUUUAGGUCCAGCGGCGCUCAAAGCACUAAAUAAAACAGUCGGUUCGUUUUUACCUCUAGUGUCUAGAUCCCGUGCAACAACCUCACCAUGAAAAACUACGACCAGAUACGUCUUCGAUCCCGAGGACGUUCAGCGGUGUAUCUUGUUCUGCUUGCCGGAUUGCGACUUGCAGAAAGUACCGGUUAUCGACUUCACGCACAAACUAAAGGUCUCCUAUCACGACAUGUACUUGAACCGAUAAACUGACGUGAAGUGGGAAGUUAGUUAGGAGUGAAGUUAGAGUAAGUACACAGACAACUUCUUAGAGACAACUUCUUGAAACUGACCACAUGGGAUAGAGUACACAGACAACUUCUUGAAAUGACCACAUGGGAAGUUAGUUAGUAUUAAAUAGGAAAGACUAGUACGACUAGUACAGUUGGGAGACUGUCUUCUAGAGGGACGAUGGCCUCCUGUGAGCAAGGAUGGAUUCCUAUAGUGCAAAUGUUUAGUGAUAAGUGAAUAUGACCUUUUCUUCGUUUGGAGGUACUACCACCGCAAUAGAAUUCAGAACUCGUAUCGUUGAAUCUUAUGAGCAUUGAAUCUUAGAAGUUUUGUGACAACAGACACUUUCGUACGGCCUUGGGUGAGACGCAGAACUUGACAUUUAAUCCGAAAUGGGGUUCCCUUUCGAAUAAUACAGAGCUGCGAACGACAGCAAUAGGAAGGGGCCCCACGUACUACGCGCAGAACUUUUGUGUCGCUGUUAUGUGACAUCAAGAACAUGUUGGGACACGUCGACAGUUGUACCAAGAACACUGACUACAUUUUGAUUUGACAAACUACUGUUACUAGACUUGAAAUGAUACACGACACCAGGUACCUACUGCUACUUCCGACAAAAAUAGACGACAGCUAGCUGAUAGAAUUGUAUUGUAUGAUCUCAUAGACUUCUGAGCAUGAGUAGAUCUUCAAGAAAAGCUGACACUAAAACGAUCGAUUUUGAAUGUAAAAAUCAUCUCUUACCACGAUUACGGACGCGCUAAAUACAAGUUUACCACAUCUUAUUUACUCACCUCAAUUUUAUAGAAUAGCAAUUUCAUGAUAAGAACAAUAAGCUAAGAAUGAAUUUGAAUAUUUGAACUAUGACAGCUGAGCAGAAAAAAUGAAAUAUUAUGUAUCUAUCGCAAGUAUCUGAAGAUCUUAUUAUCUAGCAAGAACAGGUAUAGGGAUUACGAAGAUUCACUAUUAUAGGGGAAUGAAAGAUAGAGAGGGUUGUACAGGUAUUGGCACAGAAUCUAAUUCUAGGAAAACAAGCAUGAUGAUCGUAUAUUAAGAAAGACUUAGACAACUGCUGUGCACGGUGAUAUUUCUUCAUCGUAAAAGUCGUGAGAACAAAAUGAACAGAAUGAUCAAUACUAGGACAAGGAAUUGGAAUAGCGCCACGUCUCACAGUAAAUGCACAGAAAUUUCUCAGUACAGACCGAUCGUGCUUCAAAUUUGAUAAGUAGUAGGUUGAGCCUAAGAAAGUGGCUCGACGAACGCCAUGUGG